AUGGAAGCUAAAGAGGUUAUUGAAUUGGUUAAGGAUUUAGAGAAAGGUAAAAAUGAUGAUAGUCAUGUUUUAAAGAUAUUGCAGACUCUGGAUAAGGAAGUUGUUGCAACCGAGAAGUUGUUGAGGGAGACUAAAGUUGGUGUUGAAGUUAAUAAAUUUAAGAAAUCUAGUAAUGUUGAAAUUUCGAAAUUGGUGAGGAAAAUGAUUAAUAGUUGGAAAGAUGCAAUUAAUAGAAGUAAGAAGAUAAAAUUGCAGCAAGCUCAAGCUAAUAAUACUAAUGGCAGCGGCGGUAGUGGUUCUGGUGCUCAUAAUUCCGGAUCUACCGUUGAUUCUAACGUUAGUGGUGGUUCUGGUGCUAGUGAUGUUUCACCUGAUGGAAAUGUUAGUGGUUCUUCUGAUACUAGAAAACAAAUGAAGUACGUUAGCACCGUCCCAAGAAAUGCUAAAAACGAUGGUGUCGAUACUAAUAUUUAUAACCAUAAACUUCGUGAUAUGGUUAUUAAGGCAUUCUAUGAUGCAUUAGCAAAAGGAAGUGAACAUCCACCAAAAUCAAUAUUGGCCACUUGUAAAAGUAUUGAAGAAGAAAUGAAUAAAGCCUAUGAUUGUGAUAGUAAUGAAAAGAGUUACAAAGAAAGAUACCGUGUAAUAUACUCUAAUAUCAUUUCCAAGAAUCAUCAAGAUUUAAAACAUAAAAUUAAUAAUGGGGAUAUCACUGCAGUAUUCUUAGCUAAUUGUGACACCAAAGAAUUAGCUCCUGAACAUUUGAAACAAAAAAUGGAGGAAAUUACAAGACAAAACUUAUUUAAUGCCCAAGGUGCCACUAUUGAAAGAUCCGUCACAGAUAGAUUCACUUGUGGUAAAUGUAAAGAGAAAAAAGUAUCAUACUAUCAAUUACAAACAAGAUCUGCGGAUGAACCUUUAACAACUUUCUGUACCUGUGAAGCUUGUGGUAACAGAUGGAAAUUCUCAUAG
Molecule: messenger RNA, 972 nt
Organism: Vanderwaltozyma polyspora DSM 70294
Lineage: Eukaryota; Fungi; Ascomycota; Saccharomycetes; Saccharomycetales; Saccharomycetaceae
Gene: DST1
Product: transcription elongation factor DST1
Exons: 1
Coding region: 1-972 (323 amino acids)
Biological process (GO): transcription antitermination; transcription elongation by RNA polymerase II; DNA-templated transcription
Cellular component (GO): nucleus
Molecular function (GO): RNA polymerase II transcription regulatory region sequence-specific DNA binding; zinc ion binding
Source: RefSeq, a predicted model, not a curated record